This is a messenger RNA of Lampris incognitus (smalleye Pacific opah), 1302 nucleotides long. RefSeq names its product polyadenylate-binding protein 1A-like. The annotation marks the transcript as partial. Gene Ontology annotation, cellular component: ribonucleoprotein complex. The record is from RefSeq and is a predicted model, not a curated record. The transcript has 2 exons. Lineage: Eukaryota; Metazoa; Chordata; Actinopteri; Lampriformes; Lampridae. Gene Ontology annotation, molecular function: RNA binding.
AUGGAGCCCAGCACGCCCGCUUACCCCAUGGCCUCCCUCUACGUGGGAGAUCUGCGCCAGGACGUUACAGAGGUCACGCUUUACGAGAAAUUCAGUCCGGUCGGACCGAUCGUCUCCAUCCGCGUGUGCAGGGACAUGACCACCCGCCGGUCCCUCGGUUACGCCUACGUCAACUUCCGGCAGCCCGCUGAUGCCGAGCGUGCUUUGGACACCAUGAACUUCGACGUGCUCAAAGGCAGGCCCCUCCGGAUCAUGUGGUCUCAACGUGACCCCUCGCUGAGGAAGAGUGGGGUGGGCAACGUCUUCGUCAAGAACCUUGACAAGUCCAUUGACAACAAGGCGCUGUAUGACGCCUUCUCGGCUUUUGGAGACAUCCUUUCUUGCAAGGUGGUUUGUGAUGAAGACGGCUCCAAGGGCUACGGGUUUGUGCACUUUGAGACCCGUGAGGCGGCGGAGCGGGCCACUGGGGAACUGAAUGGCAUGUUACUCAAUGACAGAAAAGUGUUUGUCGGGCGCUUCAAGUCCAGGAAAGAGAGAGAAGCUGAGCUCGUCGCCCGUGCCAGAGAGUACACAAACGUGUACAUUAAGAACUUGGGGAAGGACAUGGAUGAUGAGAAGCUGAAAGACAUGUUUGGGAAAUACGGACCUGUCCUCAGUGUACGUGUCAUGACAGAUGACCGUGGCAAAUCAAAGGGAUUUGGCUUUGUCAACUUUGAGAGACACGAGGAUGCGCAAAAGGCCGUGGAUGACAUGAACGGCAAAGAGCUAGAUGGCAGGCAGGUUUAUGUGGGCCGUGCUCAAAAGAAGGGAGAGCGCCAGAAUGAGCUCAUGCGCAAGUUUGAGCAAAUGAAGCAGGUUCGCGCGACUAGAUACCAAGGGGUUAAUUUGUAUGUGAAAAACCUGGAUGAUGACUUGGACGAUGAGCGUCUCCGCAAAGAAUUUUCCCCCUUUGGAACCAUAAUAAGUGCCAAGGUGAUGACGGAGGGCGGUCGCAGCAGAGGCUUUGGCUUUGUCUGCUUCUCCUCCCCUGAAGAGGCCACCAAGGCUGUGACAGAGAUGAAUGGCCGCAUCGUCGCUGCCAAACCACUGUUUGUGACCUUAGCCCAGCACAAGAAGGAACGUCAGGCCCACUUCACCAACCAGCACAUGCAGAGGAUGGCCACUGCCCGAGCCGUACCCAACCCUGUGAUCAAUCCCUACCAGCCCGCCCCGCCUUCUGGCUACUUCAUGGCUGCUGUUCCUCAGGCUCAGAACCGUGCUGCUCAGCCAACCAGUAAAACUGCUGUGGCCCGGACCCGUCCC